UUCAAUGUCAGGGGGACCGGCGCGUGCCGGCGGGUUGGCGUGCGGACGAGGCCAGGCGGCCAAUGGGAGAAGUCGCUGCAAGAAUGUAGGCCGCAUAUAAAAGCGCAGAGUUUGGCCGGCGCACCUCUACUAACAGUUAUGGCGUGGAUGCGAACGCAACUAGUGUGUAGUGUACUCCUGGCUGCUUCCGUCUGUCUGCACACCGUGUCAGCAGCUGACGGGAGACAAGUGCUGAGGGUGAAGAGGCAGGAGGAGACGUCGACGAAGAAGGAGGAGAGCUUCGAAGCGGAGUUGUGCAAAGACAAGGAUGCUGGCGAAUGGUUUCGUCUGGUAGCCGGAGAGGGCGACAACUGUCGUGACGUCAUCCAGUGCACAUCCUCGGGACUCCAAGCCAUAAGAUGUCCAGCUGGUCUGUAUUUUGAUAUUGAAAAGCAGACUUGCGACUGGAAAGAUGCAGUCAAAAACUGCAAGCUGAAAAAUAAAGAGAGGAAAGUAAAGCCUCUACUUUACACCGACGAACCUCUUUGUCAGGAUGGUUUCUUGGCUUGUGGAGAUGGCGCCUGUAUAGAAAGAGGUCUUUUCUGUAACGGAGAAAAGGAUUGUACAGACGGAUCAGAUGAAAACACCUGUGAUAACGACAACGACCCGAACCGAGCACCGCCGUGCGACCCGGCCGUGUGCGUGCUUCCCGACUGCUUCUGUUCGGAGGACGGCACAGCCAUCCCCGGCGACCUGCCACACAAGGAUGUGCCACAGAUGAUCACCAUCACCUUCGACGACGCAAUCAACAACAACAACAUCGAGCUCUACAAGGAGAUAUUCAACGGCAAGCGCAAGAACCCCAACGGCUGCGACAUCAAGGCCACCUUCUUUGUCUCGCACAAGUACACCAACUACUCCGCCGUCCAGGAGACGCACCGCAAGGGCCACGAGAUCGCAGUGCAUUCCAUCACGAUUCUCACCGGAGACCAGUUCUACAACUUCCUCAACCACAAUUUCGACAGACAUUACGACCAGAACAGAGCUCCUCUUGGUCUGUACUUCCACGCUGCUUGGCUGAAGAACAACCCCGAGUUUUUGGAUGCAUUCCUGUACUGGAUCGACGAGGUGCUGGAGAAGUACAAGGACGUGUACUUUGUGACGAUGACCCAGGUGAUUCAGUGGAUCCAGAACCCGCGCACCGUUUCCGAGGUGAAGAACUUCGAGCCGUGGAGGGAGAAGUGCGCCGUCGAAGGCCCGCCCGCCUGCUGGGUACCCCACUCGUGCAAGCUGACCAGCAAGGAGGUACCAGGCGAGACCAUCAACCUGCAGACCUGCGUCAGGUGCCCCAACAACUACCCCUGGGUCAAUGACCCCACGGGAGACGGCUUCUUCAAGUAGACGAUCUCAUCAAUCAAACGCGUGUGUGCGCCCCGCUCCACCCGCCCGACCGCACGCCUCGCCCCCGCCUGCACUGACUGAUCUAAUUCUAUAGUGUUUGUAAAGACUUAUUAAAACUACUUUAUCUGGAGCGAGGCAGCGGUGGCUCCGGCCAAAUUCGAAAGUCGCAUUUUGUUGUUGAGUGAAUGUGUUCAUCAUGCAACAACUAUGGUGCGCUCGUUCGUAGGACGGUCUUUUCAAGUGCCAAACACCCCGGCAACUCAACACAAUCGCAACCGUGGCCAACUAUUAUCUCUCCCGACUAUUUAUUUAUUCCAUUCCAAGCUAUCUAGACAUUCAAUAUAUUUUUAGAGAUUCAACCAUACAUUAAUACGCAUUAAAAAUUUUAGUCGAGUCUACUUGGAGGAAAUAAAAGUGUGAACUAUUGAAAAGGUGGGAAUGUAAAUUUUAAAACCGGCCUCUUAUGAAGAUCUAGCUUAGAAUUGAACCACGACAUAUUAUACUAUGUAACAUUAAUAAAGGGUGUACAUGAAUAAGAUUCACCCCCAUUGAAUUAUUAAAUAUGUAAAUUUUAUGAAAAGUAUGUGAUAAAUUAUACAUAUAUGUUUAUAUUUUGUUUCAAUUUUUUUUAAUAAACCAUUUAAUCGUA
Messenger RNA from Nilaparvata lugens (brown planthopper), 2029 nucleotides. Its product is annotated as chitin deacetylase 1. The annotation marks the transcript as partial. Gene Ontology annotation, cellular component: extracellular region. Gene Ontology annotation, biological process: carbohydrate metabolic process. The transcript is spliced from 6 exons. Gene Ontology annotation, molecular function: chitin binding; protein binding; hydrolase activity, acting on carbon-nitrogen (but not peptide) bonds. The record is from RefSeq and is a predicted model, not a curated record. Lineage: Eukaryota; Metazoa; Arthropoda; Insecta; Hemiptera; Delphacidae.